AUGGCUGCGCUCUCCCAGCACCUGAGGAUCCUGCUGUGGAAGAACUGGCUGAGUGUCAAGAGGCAGCCGGUAUGGUCAUUCAUUUUAAUUUCCUGGCCUGUGGUUGUUUUCAUAAUCUUGGCCAUCAUCCGUCUCAAAUUCCCUCCAGAACCACAGCCAAACUGUUAUCUCGCACCCCGAAACCUUCCUAGUGCAGGCUUCUUCCCAUUCCUGCAAACUGUGCUGUGUGAUACAGACGCCAGAUGCAAAGGCACGCCAUACACACCAGACGAUCUGCUGCCAAGGCUUAAUGACAUCUCAUCUCUCAAACUUAAGCGGAGGAGCUUGUCCAGUGCGGCCAAGGACAACCAUCCAUCACCAUGGAGCGCUGAGGUUCCCAGCAGCAGGAAUGCUUCACUGGCAUUCAGGGAUUUGGUGUAUCAUGGAGAAAAUACCCUUUGGAAUAUUUCAUCACCAUCCAACUUGACUUCCAGCAUCAACAUGUUCAACAAAAUCCUCAGUUUUGGGAAGGAAUUCAGUGAGUCUUCCUUACAGCACAAUGCUUCUCUGAAGGAAAAAGUGGCGGAUCUCAUGUACUUAGCCUUGAGCCCUUUCCUUGAGAAUAGCGAUGGCAGUUCCAGGACAAUCCUGAACUGCUCCACUCAGGAUGUGCUCCGCAUAGCAGUUCAGAUGCUUUUUGAAAAUACCACCGUAAGCAAGUCCUUAGCCAGGAGCCGCUGCAAAGCGCUCUUUGCUUUCAUGGACGUGGAGAGAGGAACUCUGCACAAUGAAAGCUUUACCAAACUGUUCCAGCUUGCCAUAUCGAACCUGAAACUGUCUCCAGAGUUUGCUAGUGUCUACAAGAACAGCAGCGAACGCUUCUCCAGGGAGCUGUCAUGCACCAUCCAGUCUCUGCAGUUUACUCUGCACCUCCUUUCCAAAUUUAAGCUCGUCUCUGAGCUGGAAAACUCUUGGGUACAGGAGAAGGUGACAGCUCUGAGUGCUGUCAUGGAGGGACUGCUGCAGAAGCAGCUCUUGUCCCUUGAGCAGCUUCUUGCUGCCAUGGCAAAGGUGAAUACCAGUGAUCAUUAUCUGCUGAUCUCUUCUUUGUCUAAGCUAAUGCAGAAACUCCAGAGUUCCCCUCAUGGAAGGCUGGGAAAUGAACUUCACACUUUCUUGCAGAUUGCUGAAAUUGUCCAGUCCAUGAAUUGGGACAGCACAGACAGUCUUACUUUCCGCUCACUUCUAGACAUACUGCAAAAUCUGUCCAGUGCCAUGAAAAGUGACUCCAGUCUUCCUUUCAUUAAGGAACAUAAGCAGCUCAUACGCAUUAUGUCCUCCGUAUUUGAGCUGUAUGAUGAAGUCAACCCCGGGGGAGCCAACAUCUCCAUAUACUUGCAAGCCAUACAAAGGAGUAUCCGUAUUUUAAAAGAUUUGCAGAAAAGUUAUAAUAUCAGUGAGCUUGAAACUGUUAUCCGAUAUUUUGAUUUUUAUAGUAACUAUGUCCAGAGACUGAUUGAAAUAUGGAGAGCAGGAAUGAAAGUCCUUCAUGACCCCAACUUAAACAGAACAUUGGAAGAAAAAAUAGGCAUUGUCGUUCAUGUCUCACAGAUGCUGCUGGAGGGGGAGUUUAGCGAGUUUUCCUUACAGCACAGUGCUUCUCUGAAGGAAAAAGUGGCGGAUCUCAUGUACUUAGCCUUGAGCCCUUUCCUUGAGAAUAGCGAUGGCAGUUCCAGGACAAUCCUGAACUGCUCCGCUCAGGAUAUGCUCCGCAUAGCAGUUCAGAUGCUUUUUGAAAAUACCACCGUAAGCAAGUCCUUAGCCAGGAGCCGCUGCAAAGCGCUCUUUGCUUUCAUGGACGCGGAGAGAGGAACUCUGCACAAUGAAAGCUUUACCAAACUGUUCCAGCUUGCCAUAUCGAACCUGAAACUGUCUCCAGAGUUUGCUAGUGUCUACAAGAACAGCAGCGAACGCUUCUCCAGGGAGCUGUCAUGCACCAUCCAGUCUCUGCAGUUUACUCUGCACCUCCUUUCCAAAUUUAAGCUCGUCUCUGAGCUGGAAAACUCUUGGGUACAGGAGAAGGUGACAGCUCUGAGUGCUGUCAUGGAGGGACUGCUGCAGAGUAAUGUCUCCUGCCCCAUCCCAGUCAAAGAUGUGGGUGGCAUGCUCCCAUCUCAGCUUUUGAAGAUGCUCCUUCCUUUCAUGCUGAAUGAAACAGUAAUGCAUUCCUCUGACAGCUUAGCAGGCUGGAGUAACCUGUCCAAGCUCUUCAGUAUGGUGCAGGAUGAGCUUCACAUGAAUGACAUGCUGCAGAGAUUCCAAGGUUCCUACAACCUCACCAAAUGGAGUCAUUUCUCAAACACCUGGGAUGCAGUUGACAGUUUGCUGAACACCAAAAUGGAUCUAGCUAAAGUGGCUGCCUUUGCAAAGUUAUUGGAAGCAGUGGCAAACAACCUUUCCAACAAUGUGUCGGCUCUAGACAUCAUAGAAGCUGUUGACUAUGUUCUCAGGGCGCUGAACAUCUCUGAUCUGCUAAAUGAAUUCAGCACAAGUUCCAGCUCAGCUUCUUUCUCCAACAAAACUAGUUUGGAUCGUGUGAUUGACCUUGUCGCUCGUCACUUUGUUGUCCUGGCAGAAACCCUGUACAACAAGACCCUACCUUGGACUCAAGGUGACCAAACACUGUCACCAACCAGUUUGAUCACACGAUUUCUGUUUUUAGAAUUUGAAAAAACCAUCUUACAAGUGACAGUGAAUAACAGCUAUAACCCUUACCUGAUGUGUUUAAUAAAUGCCACUGAAGUUGAAGACAGCAAAUUGACAGAAAACAUCACACUGCUCUUGAAGCAAAUUCAUCUGAAAAAGAACUAUUUAAUGCAAAAUAAUACCCCUGAGAAACAUUCAUCCAUACCAGAGCUCCUGAAGCUAAAAAUAACUCGCCUCCGGGAUCUGACAACACUUCUUUGUGACUACGAGAGCUUUAAGUCAAUACAGCAUAUUUGCCAUCUCCCUAAUGUUAGCUUUGGAGAACUGUGUGAACAGAGUCAAUCUCAUGAGCAGCUCAUCAGUGCUAUUGAACUGAGCAGUCAAGUUGUGACCAACGUACUGAAUGGCAGAAGGAUCUCCCAGGAGCUUCAGAAUGUACUGGUUGGGGAUGCCACAAAUGUCCAGACACAAAUAAAGUGGUUUCAAGAAAACAUACCAGAAAUUGCUUUCUUUCAAGAGAUUCCUCAGUAUAUUAAAACUUUGAAUUCCAUGUUGAACAUCACUGAGAAUUUAACAGAUGCCAGCAAACAAGAAAAGUUAAGGGAUGUCUUUAAAAAUGUGGACCAGCUCAAAGCGGAUCUCAAAAACAUGACAGGAAUGUCCACAGCCAGUAUUGAUGCUCUUCUGGAAACAUCUCUCCCAGAAAACAGCAGUCACCUCAUUUCUCAGAUCCUCCAGCUGGAGUCCUGUAGCACCCGUCCUUCCGACCCACAGCUGCAAACCGUAGCAGAGGAGUUCUGCAAUCUCUCUGUGUCAGAGAGGACUCGUGAGAUGUACAUCCUGGGGGUCACCCUGUUACAACACUUAGACGUUUAUAAUUUCUUAUACAAGAUGUUAUUCCCUAAGGAACUUCAGAAACCUGUGGACAAGAUGUUAGGCAUUUUGACAAAGAUGAAAUAUUACAGACACCAGGUUGAGUCUGACGUUGAUCCACUGUUGCAAGCUAUUCAUUCACUGAAAAAGCUCCGCCAGUCUAGAAGGAUGUCACUGAGUAAGGCAUUAUUUAAAUCAAAUGACUUUAAGAUAACGCGUGGCACAUUUAAAUCCAUGUCAAAAGUUCUCUGCAACCAGGAUAUCACACCCUUGUUUUUUGAGUCCUUGCUUCCUGAUUUUGGAGACCCUGUAAGAAACGGUUCUUCUGUAGAGGAUGCCCAUGUCCAACAGAUGAUGAGGAAAUACGGGAUUCCUCAUGAUUCCACACCAUUUUGUUUGUCCUUUUACCUGGAUCUGGUCAAGACCCCAACUGGAGCUUUAAUUUGGUCUUUUCUAAAACCAAUGGUGUUUGGGAAGAUCCUUUAUACUCCAGAUACCCCAGAAACUCGAGCAAUCAUGGGAAAGUCUAAUGCCACCUUAAAGCAGAUGGCUGAUCUAGCCCUGAAGUCUCAGGAAUGGCUGGACAAGUCUCCUGCCAUCAUGAAUUCACUGACUAAGUUAAAUGAGACAGUUCCAAUGAUCAAGAAUGCCCUGCAGAAUCCUUUUGUGCAGGUUUUUAUCAAGCUGAUGGUGGAUUUGGAUGCAGUUGAACUGCUGAGUCAAAUAAAUGAGCUGGAUGACAUUCGGCUGGAGUUACAGAACAACUCUGACAUUGUCGAUCAGUUGAACACAUUAGCUACUCUUGCUGUAAAUGUGUCUUCCUGCGUCUCAUUUAAUCGCAUUCGGGCAGUCAAAAGCUUAGAAGAAUUGGAAAGGAUGGCAAAAGAGCUCUUUCUAAAGAACGAACUUUUUGCAAGUAUCAUUUUCAAGCUGCCUUCAAGCUGGAGCAGCCCCGUCGGUGGGGCAUUGGCCCUCCCUCCUGUGCUCAACUACACCAUCAGGAUGAGCAGCAGGAUUACACAAACGACCAACAGGAUAAGGGAGCGCAUCUGGACUGUGGGACCACACAACUCCACCUCGCAGAGCCAGAUCUACAGCCGGGCAUUUAUCUAUAUCCAGGACAGCAUUGAAAGAGCCGUCAUUCAGUUACAGACUGGCAAGAAGCUGGAGGAAAUAGCUGUUCAAGUCCAGGCCAUGCCUUACCCCUGCUACAAUAAGGAUAUGUUCUUAACCAGCGUGACCUACUCUCUUCCAUUUGCUCUGAUGGCUGCCUGGGUGCUGUUUAUAGCUGAUUUUGUUAAAACACUUGUUCAAGAGAAAGAUCUGAGGCUUUAUGAGUACAUGAAAAUGAUGGGUGUUAAUGCAAGCAGCCAUUUUAUCGCCUGGUUCAUAGAAUGUGCCAUCUUCCUUCUAAUCACUGUCACCUUCCUCAUUGUUAUCCUAAAAGUGGGUGACAUCCUUCCCAAAACAAACACAUCACUCCUGUUCCUGUACCUCAUGGACUACAGCCUGUCCAUCAUAGCCAUGAGCUACUUCAUCAGCGUUUUCUUCAACAACACCAACAUAGCAGCGUUGGUGGGCAGUCUCGUGUACAUCCUCACCUUCUUCCCCUUCAUUGUGUUGCUUGUCAUUGAAAAUCACUUGAGCUUCUCAGUGAAGAGCCUACUGAGCCUGUUGUCCCCAACUGCGUUCAGUUAUGCAAGUCAAUACAUUGCUCGCUACGAGGCACAGGGCAUAGGUCUGCAGUGGGACAACAUGUAUAAAUCCCCAAUGAUUGGAGACAACACCUCCUUUGGCUGGAUGUGCUGGCUCAUUCUGAUAGACUCCUUCAUUUACUUCAUCCUGGGGUGGUAUAUAAGGAAUGUAUUCCCAGGACGAUAUGGCAUGGCUGCUCCCUGGUAUUUCCCGUUCCUUCCAUCUUACUGGCUUGAAUACAACAGUUACCUCCCCUUCUGGAGUGAGAAACAAAGAGGCCUCUUCUUCAGCAAGCUGAUGCUGAGGAAAGAAACUCCCCUCAACAAUAAGAUAUGUGCCCCCCCUCCUCACCUGGAGCCAGAGCCCACUGACCUGACCUUGGGAGUCUCCCUCCGUGGCAUAACAAAGGUUUAUGGAUCCAAAGCUGCAGUGGACAACCUCAGCCUCAACUUCUAUGAAGGGAAUAUAACUUCCCUGCUGGGACACAAUGGAGCUGGGAAAACGACGACCAUAUCUAUUUUGACUGGGUUGUUCCCUACAUCAUCAGGUACUAUUGUUGUCUAUGACAAAGACAUCAGGACUGAUCAGGAGGUUAUCAGGAAGAACAUGGGUGUGUGCAUGCAGCACAACGUGCUCUUCAACUACCUCACCACGAAGGAGCACCUGCUGCUCUAUGGGUACAUCAAAGUCCCUCACUGGAGUAAAGAAGAGCUCUACCAAGAAGUUAAGAGGACUUUGAAGGAGACUGGACUGUACAGCCAUCGUCAUAAGCUAGCUGGUUCCCUGUCCGGGGGAAUGAAGAGGAAGUUGUCUAUAGCUAUUGCUCUCCUGGGUGGAUCAAGGGUGGUAAUCCUGGAUGAACCAACCACAGGGGUGGAUCCGUGCUCUCGGAGGAGUAUUUGGGAAAUUAUUUCCAAGAAUAAAAAAGGCAGAACCAUCAUUCUUUCAACACAUCACUUGGAUGAAGCAGAAGUACUGAGUGACCGAAUCGCCUUCCUGGAGCAUGGGGGGCUCAGAUGCUGUGGGUCUCCGUUCUACCUCAAGGAAACGUUUGGUGAUGGAUACCACCUGACACUCACAAAAAAAAAGUCCCCAGAGCUCAUCUCUUCCUCAGAGUGUGACACCGCAGCAGUGACCUCCCUGAUCCAGUCCCACCUUCCAGAGGCUUAUCUCAAGGAGGACAUUGGUGGGGAGCUCGUGUACGUGCUUCCCCCCUUCAAGUCAACAGUCUCGGGGGCCUACCAGGCGCUUCUCAGAGCCCUCGAUACCAGCUUGAGUGAUCUCCACCUUGGUUGCUAUGGGAUUUCAAACACAACCGUGGAAGAGGUGUUUCUCAAUCUGACAAAAGAGCUAGGGAAGGACCCACAAGACGAUACUGAACUGCCUCAACAACUGCCUGGAGCCAGUGGUCAAAUUGGCAGUGACGAAAUGUCUGUGAACACGGAUACCUUCACGGAGAGAGAUGAUCAGCUCCUGAUCAGGUCAAAGAGCCUGCAAGGUUUGCCAUUGCUGCUUAAGAAGACAUCAGCUUUAUUCAUUAAGAGAUUCCACCAUACCCGGCGGGAUGUCAGAGGCUUCAUUGCUCAGGUCAUCCUCCCAGUCCUCUUUGUGAUGGCAGCAAUGGGACUUGGGACGCUGAGAACUAAGGAGACUGAAUAUCCAGAACUGAUUCUUUCCCCCUCUCUGUACGGCACAUCUGACCAGGCAGAUUUCUUUGGGAAUUUCAAUGAAACCACGGAUGCUUUAGUUGCAUCGAUGCUUGCUUUCCCUGGGACAGAUAACACAUGCAUGAAUGCAAGCAAUUCGCAGUGUUUAAGUGAAGACAUGCUUGGCCCUUGGAUUACCAGUGGAAACCCCCAAACCAAGUAUUCUGCCUGCAACUGCACAGAUGGCAUCCAGACAUGCCCGCAGACAAACUAUACUCCCCCUCACAGAAGGACCUUCUCUACACGGAUGCUUUAUAACGUUACGGGGCACAAUGUGGAGACCUACAUUCUGGCAACCACCAAAGACUUCCUGCAAAAACGGUAUGGUGGCUGGAGCUUCGGGAUGCCUUUGACAAGAGAUCUCCAGUUUGACAUCAAGCCAGUGCCGCCCAGCAGAACAUUAACUAAGGUGUGGUAUAAUCCCGAAGGUUAUCACAGCCUUCCAGCCUAUCUGAACAGCUUGAACAACUUCAUUCUUCGAGCUAAUCUGCCAAAAAAUGAGUCUUCCAGCUAUGGUAUUUUCUUAUCAGCUCACCCAUAUCCUGGAGGACAGAGUCAAGAACAAGUAAUGCUCAACAGCUUACUCGAUAUCAUAGUUUCAAUGUCAGUUCUGGUUGGCUACUCUAUCACAACUGCAAGCUUUGUGCUAUAUGUGGUGAAAGAACAUCAAACCAAAGCCAAGCAACUGCAGCAUAUUUCAGGCAUUGGGAUGACAAGCUACUGGGUGACUAACUUCGUUUAUGAUCUGGUACUUUUUAUGGUCCCUAUUGGACUCUCAGUAGGAGUUAUUUCAUCUUUCCAGAUACCAGCUUUCUGCAACAACAAUAACUUACUGGCAGUAUUUCUUCUGCUGCUACUCUUUGGAUAUGCAACUUUUUCAUGGAUGUACCUGCUGGCUGGGUUCUUCAAAGAGACAGGAAUGGCCUUCAUCGUUUAUGUCUGCGUCAACUUGUUCUUUGGCAUCAACACCAUAAUCACGCACUCAGUUGUGUUUCUGCUCUCCCAGGAAAAGGCCACAGACCAGGGCUUGCAUGAUCUCGCUGAAAACUUAAGGCAUGUGUUCCUUCUGUUCCCACAAUUUUGCUUUGGCUAUGGCCUGAUUGAACUGUCGCAGGAUCAGGCGCUGCUGGGCUUCUUAAAAGCCUACGGAGUGGACUACCCUGACAAAACCUUUGAGCUGGACAAGACCACAUCCAAGCUGUUUGCCAUGUUUAUCCAGGGCACCGUGUUUUUUGCCAUUCGUCUGACAGUUCAUGACAGGUUGAUUCAGAAGGUCUGGAACAACGUACUACAGUACCUGUUUGACAGAGUGCAUGGCAAAGCACUGCUUCUGCUGCCUGUGACUGACGAGGACGGGGAUGUCCAGGCAGAGAGGAACCGGGUAGAGUCCGGCAAAGCUGACUUCGACGUGGUGCAGCUCCAGAACCUCACAAAGAUCUACCACCUUCCCCACAAACGCAUCGUGGCUGUGAAAAACAUCAGCCUGGGGAUUCCUGCUGGAGAGUGCUUCGGCUUGCUUGGUGUGAACGGAGCUGGGAAGACGACCAUCUUUAAGAUGCUGACAGGUGAUAUCGGAGCGUCCAGCGGCAGGUUGCAGGUCCAGGAUCACUCUGGGUCCUUGAAUGACAUCAGCGAGGCACACUGGUCGUUGUUUGGCUACUGUCCUCAGGAAGAUGCCCUGGAUGACCUGCUGACGGUGGAAGAGCACAUGUAUUAUUAUGCUAGGCUCCACGGCAUCCCAGAGAGAGAGAUCAAAGGAAUUGUACUCCAGCUUCUCCACAGGCUGAAUUUGAUGGCCUACAAAGACCGAGUCACCUCUAUGUGCAGUUAUGGCACCAACAGGAAAUUGUCAACUGCCCUGGCUCUCAUUGGGAAUCCAUCUAUUCUGUUGCUGGAUGAACCAAGCUCUGGAAUGGAUCCAAAUGCUAAACGCCACCUUUGGAAAAUCAUCAGUGAGGAAGUGCAGAACAAAUGCUCAGUGAUACUCACGUCCCACAGCAUGGAAGAAUGUGAAGCCCUCUGUACCAGGCUGGCUAUUAUGGUGAACGGGAGUUUUCAGUGCAUCGGCUCUUUGCAGCAUAUCAAGAGCAGGUUUGGAAGAGGAUUCACUGUGAAGAUGCACUUAAAUAGCAACACAGUUAGCACGGAGACACUGACACAAUUCAUGAAGUCACACUUUCCAAAUACAUGCCUGAAGGAUCGGCAUUUCAACAUGGUGGAGUACCACGUUCCAGUCUCUGCAGGAGGGGUAGCAAAUAUAUUUGAUCUCCUGGAAGCCAGCAAAGAAGCCUUCAAAAUCAGGCACUUCUCAGUGAGUCAAACAACGCUAGAGGAGGUUUUCAUCAACUUUGCCAAAGAUCAAGCAGAUCCUGAUGGUGUGGAUGUAGCUUCCGAUGUGACAUCAGACAGCUCUGACACAUGCAGCCAAGCCAGCACCCUCAGCUCCAUCUAUUGAAGAGGCCCAACCACAAGGGAUCGCAGAAGCUGCGGAAAAAAACUGACAUGACCCCUCAG
Molecule: messenger RNA, 9473 nt
Organism: Cygnus atratus (black swan)
Lineage: Eukaryota; Metazoa; Chordata; Aves; Anseriformes; Anatidae
Gene: ABCA12
Product: ATP binding cassette subfamily A member 12
Exons: 52
Coding region: 1-9414 (3137 amino acids)
Biological process (GO): transmembrane transport; lipid transport
Cellular component (GO): membrane; intracellular membrane-bounded organelle
Molecular function (GO): ATP hydrolysis activity; ATP binding; ABC-type transporter activity
Source: RefSeq, a predicted model, not a curated record